Phragmites australis (common reed) is the source of this 2301-nucleotide messenger RNA. Its product is annotated as succinate-semialdehyde dehydrogenase, mitochondrial. Gene Ontology annotation, molecular function: succinate-semialdehyde dehydrogenase (NAD+) activity. The record is from RefSeq and is a predicted model, not a curated record. The transcript has 20 exons. Gene Ontology annotation, biological process: GABA catabolic process; aldehyde metabolic process. Bases 89 to 1672 code for a protein of 527 amino acids. Lineage: Eukaryota; Viridiplantae; Streptophyta; Magnoliopsida; Poales; Poaceae.
ACUCGUGAGUCGGACACAGGUGGGGCCCCUUCCGCCAUCGCCACUCGUCGUCUACUCGUCUUCCUCGCGCAUCCGUUCCAUCAUUCACAUGGCGUUGGCGAUGGCGAUGCGACGCGCGGCGGCGCUCGGCGCCCGUCACAUCCUCGCCGCCUGCGCCUCCCCCUCCUCCCGCGUUGUCCCCCGCUGCCACAUGAGCGCGGAUGCGGGCGCGGCGAUGGAGAAGAUCCGGGCGGCGGGGCUGCUCAGGACGCAGGGGCUCAUCGGCGGGCAGUGGGUCGACGCCUACGACGGCAGGACCAUCGAGGUACAAAAUCCAGCAACGGGCGAGGUCCUUGCAAACGUGUCCUGUAUGGGCAGCAGAGAAACAUCUGAUGCAAUAGCUUCAGCUCACAGUACAUUCUAUUCUUGGAGUAAACUCACUGCAAGUGAGAGGAGCAAGGCACUUAGGAAAUGGUACGAUCUAAUUAUUUCACACAAGGAAGAGCUCGCACUUCUCAUGACAUUGGAGCAGGGGAAACCUAUGAAAGAAGCCCUUGGUGAGGUCAAUUAUGGUGCAAGUUUUAUAGAAUAUUUUGCUGAGGAAGCAAAGCGUAUAUAUGGUGAUAUUAUUCCCCAGUCUCUAUCUGAUCGUAGACUAUUGGUUCUGAAGCAGCCUGUUGGGGUAGUUGGAGCUAUCACACCAUGGAAUUUUCCUUUAGCAAUGAUAACCAGAAAGGUUGGACCAGCAUUGGCCUGUGGCUGCACUGUUGUUGUCAAACCCUCAGAGUUCACACCUCUGACAGCAUUAGCUGCAGCAGACCUUGCUCUUCAAGCUGGAAUACCCGCAGGCACACUAAAUGUUGUGAUGGGUAAUGCUCCUGAGAUAGGUGAUGCAUUACUGCAGAGUACACAGGUCAGAAAGAUCACAUUCACUGGAUCAACAGCUGUUGGCAAAAAACUGAUGGCAGGAUCAGCAAAUACUGUGAAAAAGGUUUCUUUGGAACUUGGUGGGAAUGCACCUUGCAUUGUUUUCGAUGAUGCAGACAUUGAUGUUGCUGUUAAAGGCAGUCUUGCCGCCAAGUUCCGUAACAGUGGACAGACGUGCGUUUGUGCAAAUAGGAUAUUGGUGCAAGAAGGUAUCUACGAAAAAUUUGCUAGUGCAUUUGUCAUGGCUGUUCAGAGUUUGCAGGUCGGCAAUGGGCUCGAAGAGAGUACAUCACAGGGUCCUCUGAUUAAUGAAGCUGCUGUUCAAAAGGUAGAGAAGUUCAUAAAUGAUGCGACAUCAAAGGGAGCAAACAUCAUGCUAGGUGGCAAAAGGCACAGCCUCGGGAUGACAUUUUAUGAGCCAACUAUAGUAGGGAACGUCAGCAAUGAUAUGCUUCUUUUCAGGGAAGAGGUCUUUGGUCCAGUUGCACCACUUGUACCUUUCAAAACUGAGGAAGAAGCAAUCCAUAUGGCCAAUGAUACAAAUGCGGGCCUAGCUGCAUACAUAUUUACAAAGAGCAUUCCUCGUUCAUGGCGUGUUUCUGAAGCUCUUGAGUACGGCUUAGUUGGUGUGAACGAGGGACUGAUUUCAACAGAGGUAGCUCCGUUUGGUGGAGUUAAACAGUCUGGUCUUGGGAGAGAGGGAUCAAAAUACGGCGUUGAUGAAUACUUGGAGCUCAAGUAUAUCUGCAUGGGCAACUUGAACUGAGACUUGAGGUCGGCCUUGUUAGAAACACCUACCUGAUGAUGAGCGGAGAAACAGAGGAGGCAGAAGCGUUGAGUUGCACAUCUUUAAAUCGAACAAGAGGAGGCCACUGGCUGUAGUACAGGUUAGAAUAAAUUAAGAUAAUGAGCUGCGGAGCACGAAUAAAAAAGGCCCUGAUGAGUUGUAAUGAUGUGAAUCAUAAAGCACCUGAGGCGUUCGCUCAGCAUCUCUGCUAUUGGGUGGGUGUGGGCAUCCUUAAUGAAAAAAAAAAAGAUCUACUCAUCAUCGAUGGUGUCUCUAAAGAUGAUCAUGCUGCAAAAUAAAAGGUUUCUUGGGGUGGAGGUGGAUGAAUCAUGUCGGAUGUGCUGCAUCUUUGGUAUAUGCACAUUAUCGAUCCCUGAUUACUGCACAACAGAAGGAUCUUGUACUGGAUUUUGGAUCUGACAUGGUGGUCGGUCUGGUAGCCAUGCACAUCUUUGAUUCAACCUUGGAAUUUUGAAACUCACCAUUGUUACAAAAUUCAUUAUAACACCCCUGUUUCGUGUACUGUAUUAUCAGUGCCCAGUCGAUUCGCAAACAAGAUACAUGAUCGUUAUGGAAUUUCAGAUGAAUAUACAUGCUCGAGGUAACUA